Sinocyclocheilus rhinocerous is the source of this 1270-nucleotide messenger RNA. It is a transcript of the gene rnaseh2b, whose product is annotated as ribonuclease H2, subunit B. The record is from RefSeq and is a predicted model, not a curated record. The transcript has 10 exons. Bases 312 to 1217 code for a protein of 301 amino acids. Gene Ontology annotation, cellular component: ribonuclease H2 complex; nucleoplasm. NCBI's taxonomy places the organism in Eukaryota, Metazoa, Chordata, Actinopteri, Cypriniformes, Cyprinidae. Gene Ontology annotation, biological process: RNA catabolic process.
UUUUGAGAGAGGGGUGGUUGUUGACGCGGUUUCAAAUUAGGCGCUGUUCUCUUUUCACAUUUAUUAGAGAUUUUGGAUAAGAUUUUUUUUAUUUAAACACACUAUUGAAAAAAGUUGUUAUAUAAGCUUAACCAGACGUGAAGUAGUAUCAGAACAAAACGUCACUUCGAGUUUUACACCCUAUCUGUACUGUACACAAAUAUUUGCCGCCAUUUUUCUGAAGGCAGAAGCUCUACUAACAGGUCUUGCGUUCUUACAUUAUCAUCAGACAACCUCUUGAUACAGUUUAACUUUUUAAGUCAGUCCUUGAAAUGACUACUAAAAAGAAACGGUCUGCGCACACCGACAACGACAGCUGGGUUGUCAUUGCUCCAGGUACCUUACAUUUUCAAGUUUAUUGUGUUGCAUUUCUGCCUUUAUUUGUGAAUGCAGGCAGUUCUUCACUGUACCUGUUUGGCUGUGGUGAUGUCUGUGUUUAUGAAGUAAAAGCCUUUUCUGAAGACUUUCGGUCUUGGUUCAUUGGACAGACAGUGCAAAGAGAUGGUAGACUGCUGUAUGUGACUCCCAUUGAUCCUUUAUUUCUGCUGUUGCCAUACAUUAGCAGUACUGCCACUGAGGGAAAGUUCCAGCCGGCAAAGCAGAUGAUUAUGGAUGAGGAUUACCCUGGAUGCACAAGACUUCUGCAUUGCAAACAGGGACUGGAUUCCCUUCAUCAUGUGGCUGAUGAGACAGAGGUAGACGGUUUAAAGUUUCACAGAUAUAACCAGGAGAAGACCUUGGAGUGGCUCAAGAAAAAGGUCCAACGCACAGUAAUAACACUCAAAAAGAGCAACAUAUCUGUGGGUGGAGGAGUGAAAUCCAGCAUGUUCGUCAGAGUGAAACAUGAAAAUGCUACUGAAGAGGACUACUUACGUUAUGCACAUGGUCUCAUAUCAGAGUACAUCAGUGAAGACCUGAGCAAAACUCUCCUCAAGCAUCUGCAGUUGCCAGAGAUAUCCAGCCCUAAAGAGACAGAGCCGCCUUCUAAGAAACGGAAACUGUCAGAUAAACCAGUAGAGGCUGGGGAAGACUACACCAAGUUCAACAGUGCUGAUUUUGCACGAAAACCACCAAAGAAGAUGACUGCAGCUCAGAAGAGUCUUGCCAAAGUAGACAAAACUGGCAUGAAGAGCUUGUCAGCAUUCUUCAGCCCCAAAGUCAAACAAGAGAAGAACUGAGUGAGUGUUUGUGUGAGUGUCAAAACGUUUUGCUAAUAAAGUUAUUAGAAAAU